Messenger RNA from Cololabis saira (Pacific saury), 4246 nucleotides. RefSeq names its product rap guanine nucleotide exchange factor 1-like. Gene Ontology annotation, molecular function: guanyl-nucleotide exchange factor activity. Lineage: Eukaryota; Metazoa; Chordata; Actinopteri; Beloniformes; Belonidae. Bases 117 to 2903 code for a protein of 928 amino acids. Gene Ontology annotation, cellular component: plasma membrane. Gene Ontology annotation, biological process: Ras protein signal transduction; positive regulation of GTPase activity. The transcript is spliced from 23 exons. The record is from RefSeq and is a predicted model, not a curated record.
AGAGAAGGAGGAAGGAAGAGCGUAGGAGAGGCCGACAUUGACACAAAUGCUCAGAUCCAAGUGACGGGGCUGAGGAGGAUCAACGGGUCGGCCGUCACACGUGUCUGUCUGCAGUCAUGUCCUCCAGAACCGACAGUAAGACAGUCUCACAGUUCGCAUCCCUCACUUUGAGGCUGAAGAAGAAGCUCCAGUCACCGCAGACACGACAGUUUGAGCGAAUCAAACAGCCCUCGUCACAGAGAUCCAAACCAGCGGACCUGAACCUGCAGCCACAGUCACUAGGGUUGUUAUCAGAGCAGCAGCAGGCCGUCGUCACAUCUCUGCAGUACUUCAAAGCUCUGGUGGACAGAUUGGGAGUGGACAGACCUGGAGAGAACAAACUGGCCCUAGACCAGUCUAUGGUGGGCGGCCUGCUGGGCGGAGCCUCUGGUGGAGUCCUGGAGGCCGUUCAGAUUCUGGUGCAACUGGAGCCACACCUGCGGAACAGGAAAUCCAUCUCUGCCUGUCUCACCCGUCUCUACCGUUCACUGGCCCACCUGAUUAACUGGGUUGAUCAGGUGAUCCUACAGGGCGUCUCCCAUGACAACAAAGAGUCCACAGAGAGCGUUACCACGGUGAUCAGGGGGGUGCUGAACAAUGUCAAGGAACUUGUUCGACUCGCUGGAGAGAGACGGGAAUGCUCCGCCCCCUCAUCUCCUGUUCAAUCGCAGUCAGGAUUGUUUGGUGAUCAGAAGACAACCGAGAAAACUUCCCCCUGCAGGAGUGCCGCAGAAAAUGAUGGGGGAUUAAAGAUGGAGACAACAGGAGAGGAGGAAGUUGACUUAGCUCCUCCAAAACCUGUCAUGCCCCUCCUCCAUGUGACCCCACCACCAGGACUGAAUCCUCCAGCUCUGCCUCCUAAAAGGCGCUCAUCAUCAUUGGUUCCCGCCCCCGUCCCCUUCCUCGCCCCUUGCAAGGUUGCCAUAGUAGCACCAAUGAGACACGAGCCUGAAGCAGACACACAGCUUGAACAGGAGUUGGAGGACGACUGUUUGAAGCGGUUCUCUUCUUCUUCUGCAGACUCAGUGUACACCAUGAACUCUGAGGACGAUCCAGACUACGAGUUCCUCCUCAAGGACCUGUCCUCGUCUGAAGCGCUGCCCCCUCUCCCGUCCACCGUGCCCCCUGCCCUGCCCCCUGCCCUGCCAGAGAAGACACGCCGCAGCUCCGCAGGUGUUCUUCAUUCAAACAGCCCGUCUUCUUUUGACUUUGAGUCCCCCCCUUUGGACGACCCGAGCUACGAUGAACCCGAGUCCGAGUGUCUGUCCCCCACCAAGACGCCCCCGCCCCUCCCUGAGAAGAAACGCCACAUCCAUCAGUACCUGCAGAUCUGUUCGUCCUACAGCGAUCAGUCUCCAGUUGAGUUCUAUCAGCGGCCGCCGCUCCUCAGUCAGAGGAACAUCAGCAGGCAUCGGGAGUUGGAUGCCGUCGACCCGCUGUCUUCUUCACACCCGGAUGUACAGUCCUUGCCCUCACCUGAGCUCCCCCCAGCACCUGCUCUUCCACCAAAGAAGAAGCAGCAGGAUUCAAAUGACAAACACACCGAAGAGGGUCAGAAUGAUGAGAGUUUCCAGAGCAUCCACCCGGAGACGGACCUCUGGCAGAGGAGUGAAGAGCAGCAGCAGGAGGAGCUGUUUCUGACCAAUCAGCAGGAGAUCCAGCAGAGAAUCACCCUGAAGUCUGAGGAGGAGGACGGGCCGGAUGUGAAAGCAGCCACCCCUGAGAUCUUAUUGGUCCACGCCACAGCGCCCCCCAGCAACGAGCAGGACCUGUAUCGCGAGGCCUUCCUCUGCACCUACCGGAGCUUCAUCAGUCCAAAUGAGAUCAUCAGCAAACUGCAGCGCAGGUACAGACACCUGUGUGAGCAGCAGGAACCUGCAGACCUGACAGCCACCAAACACACGUUCCAGCUGCUGGUCCGAGUGGUGGACGACCUCAGUGCCGUGGAUCUGGAGGACGAUCUGCUGCUUCUGCUGAUGGAACUGGUUUUCAGUCUUCUCAUUGGUGGAGAGCUGGGACCUGCCCUCCUGCUGCACUCCAACAUCCUGUCCAAGAUGGAGAAGAGGUGGCAGCUGAUUGGUUCUCCUCAUUCGCUCUGCCCACUUGCUGCCAGGGGCGUUGCUGCCAGGCCAGGGACCCUGCUGGACUUCAGGAGUCAGGACUUAGCCGAGCAGCUCACUCUGCUGGACUCUCGGCUCUUUCACAAGAUUGAGCUUCCGGAGUUGUUGCUUUGGUCCAAAGAGCAGAAUGAGGAGAAAAGUCCAAACCUGACAGAGUUCACGCAACACUUCAACAACGUCUCUUUCUGGGUUCGUUCAGUCGUCAUCCUUCAGGAUAAACCUCAGGACAGAGAGAAGCUGCUGCUCAAGUUCUUGAAGAUAAUGAAGCAUCUGAAGAAGCUGAACAACUUCAACUCGUACUUGUCCAUACUGUCAGCGUUGGACUCCGCUCCCCUGCGCCGCCUGGACUGGCAGAGAAGUACUUCUGAGACUCUGGAGGAAUACAGCUCUCUGAUUGACAGCUCAUCUUCUUUCAGGGCCUACAGAGCAGCUCUGGCUGAGGUGGACCCUCCUUGUAUACCUUACCUGGGCUUGAUUCUUCAGGAUUUGACUUUUGUCCACCUUGGAAACCCUGAAACGUUAUUGACAUCACAGGGGUCGGCGGUGAACUUCUCCAAGCGCUGGCAGCAGUUUAACAUCCUGGACACUCUGAGGAGCUACCAGCAAGUGGGCUACUCUCUGCAGCCCGACGAUGACAUCAUAUCCUUCUUCAACGACUUCAAUGAUCACCUGGCGGAGGAGGCUCUGUGGGAACUCUCUCUGAGGAUCCGCCCCAGGAAUACUCCUCGCUCCGCUCAGAGAUGAGCACCAGCCAGUCAGAGAGCACUGUGACUGGAGACAUGUUUGCAGGACACUUUCGCUGAUUUUUUUCAAGUUCUGCACCAAUGCAUGCAUGUUGUAACAUAGAAUGAGGUGGAAACUUGGCUCUAACCUGUGCUGGAACCAAACUGGGCCGAUACUACUCUGCGACAUCCAGGCUGGCAAGAAAGUUGACUUUUACUAUCCUGACUGGUGCAACAGCUGGGAUCCUUGGGAAAACGCAAGCUCGCCUGGAGCUGGACGGAUUUGAUGUACAGAAACCAAUGCUUCACAAAACUAGUUCACUUAACCCCGAGCGAGAGGGUUUCAGAGAGCAAAGUGACUCAUUCUGGGAGGGUGAUACAGACGACUUGUCAACUCUCUUUCCUUCGCUGAAGCAGCCGUAUUGCACCAUUGUCUGAUUAUGGGAUUAUAUGAUUGCACUAAUAUGUUCAGUUCUAGUGAACUAAAACAGAAAGGUCUCUUCUGCUUUUCUAUGCAUUACCAUGGUGAAUCGGGUGAAUCUUUGUAUCAGACUUCCACUGAUGAUGCUUUGAUAGUCUCAACAUACUCAGACUCAACAUACUCAGAGGUUUUCAAUUCAAUUUUAUUUGUAUAGCGUCUAAUACAACAAAAGUUGUCUCUAGACGCUUUCCAGAGACCCAGAACAUAAACCCCCGAGCAAUUAUUACAUAAACAAUGGCAGGUAAAAACUCCCCUUUAGGAGGGAAGAAACCUUGAGCAGGACCAGGCUCAUAAGGGGAGAGUUGACUGAAACAACACUGAACUGAAAACUCAGAGUUUCUGAACUCCAAGUUUUUUGACCCUGAGUUUGUUGGACCUCCUUGGUGAAACAGGCCCCUGGACCGUUAGGACUUCCUGUUUCUCUUGUUAACACCGGCUUCACCUGGUGAAGGUUUCGAGUCUGAAAUAGUGGGUUGUCCUAGUCAUAAUUAAUGCCAGUUAGGCUCAGCUGCAGUUAUGGAUCCUCGGCGCAGUUGUUUCCAAUGAUUCUUGUUCAAAGCUGAACUUGUCUCAGCUGAGCAGAAGCCAUUAAACUCUCCCACUGAAUUCAAACCCUAUCUUGAACAUCCACGAGGUGAUAGUGGGGAACCAUCUGGACAGAUAGAGACCCCUCUCAGAACCAGACUAAGGUGACCACAGACCAACCUUCUGCAACGUCACCCGUGGGUUUCUGAAGACCACUCCUGAGGUCCACGUCUGGAAGUUCUGCUGCUCGUCAUGGAAGAGCUGACAACAUUAAAAUUCUGUUUAUGAGUGGCUCCUCGCUUUAACUUAUAAUGCCAGAUACAAAUGUCAUCUCAAGGCACUUGAGGCCAUCUAGAGUA